AUGAAUCCACAAUCUGUUAAUUUCACUGAAUUGUUGAAUGGCGAGCCAAACCCUCAACUGGACCCGUUGGAGGUUUCCUUCGGCGUGUUAACAGCUCUGACAGUCGUUUUGAUUCUGACUCUCAACCCGAUAUGCGUUGUAAUGCUUCAUCGCGCCAGCGGCAUCCAAGAAACGACCAAGGUGUUCAUGGCUUCACUCACCGUGUCUGAUAUCUGCAUCGGGCUGUUCUGGGUGCUCCCGGAGCUAACACAACAUUUCAACAGGAAAUGGGUGUUGGGUUCUUUUCUGUGCACCGUCUGGGGUGUUACAUCAACAUAUUUAGGUGGACUGAGUAUGUUUUCACUUGUUCUCAUGACAGUGGAUCGCUUUGUUGCUAUCGUCUACUCGCUGCGCUAUCCGACAUUAAUGACUUUGAAGAAAGCGAAGACAAUUGUCGCUAUCACGUGGAGCAUGACAUUGGCAAUCGGCAUAAUUGCAUUUGGCAUCUUUUUACCGCACGUCAUAUCACCGUCUGCACCUCGUAAAUGUAUUUUCACCUCAGACAACAACAUUUACACGUCCAUUGUGGUAUCUGCAAUUGCAAUCUCCCUUGUGACCAUUGUCAUCCUCUACAUGUACAUUCUUAACGUUGCUCGACAGCAGGCACGUCGCAUCGCCGCCCAGAAUCAGAUCAAUGUUGAUUUGGGUGAUCAGAACGCUCCGCAGAGAGUCAGUACAAAGUCGGCUACCACAGUGUUCAUCAUAACCAUGACGGUCUUUAUAUGCUGGCUCCCGUCUAUCAUCUUCAGUGUCAUUUCCUUAACCCCUGGAGUACAGCCGCCCCCACUUUUUAAGUUGAUUACAAACUUUAUCUUUGCUACCAACAGUUGGCUGAAUGUGGUCGUUUACUACAUGAGGAACAGGGAGCUUCGGCAAGCCCUGCAGGAAUUGGUUGCUUCUUGCUUUCGCCGGCGAUUCUAA
Molecule: messenger RNA, 960 nt
Organism: Patiria miniata (bat star)
Lineage: Eukaryota; Metazoa; Echinodermata; Asteroidea; Valvatida; Asterinidae
Product: beta-1 adrenergic receptor-like
Exons: 1
Coding region: 1-960 (319 amino acids)
Biological process (GO): G protein-coupled receptor signaling pathway
Cellular component (GO): membrane
Molecular function (GO): G protein-coupled receptor activity
Source: RefSeq, a predicted model, not a curated record